AUGGAAAACGCAAUAGCAUCGGCGGUUUCGGAUAAUGUUUCUCCGGAAGAAGAGGAAAUUUCAGAACCUGUAACAUCAGUGGAAUCUGAGAAAUGUCCAGUAGAAAUGGUUUCUCAAGAGUCUUCCUCUGAGGGGACGAUUUCAAAGCACGAAGAAAAGAAAAAAGAUGAUCCGAAACCUUCAGUAGCUCAGAAAAAGAAACCUUCUCGACGCCGUUCAUCUAUUGGUAUGCAGCUAAUGAGUACAUUUCUCGCUCCCGGAACAGAAGAAAUAAUGAGUCCAGUAGAGCCAAGAGUUCGACCAAAGAGAAAUAUCCCUGUAAGACCACCGCCGGCACCUGUAGCGCCAGUGAAAAAAGUGAAGCCGGUGGAAGUUCGUUACUCGUUCGAUCUCGGCGAAAGAAAAGAAACCAAAUCUUGUCUGAAGACGACUACCUGGCCAAUACUCAUCGGUAAAGGAACUAUCGUUCCCAAACCGAAAUCGCGAACUCAAAUGGCGGCUAGUAAAGUCAAAGAAAAGUACCGAAACAGUGCGAAUUUCGGAGAAGCCACUCCCAUCCGUAGACCAUCAAAACUCAAGUUUCACAAUAUAUGUUCUAUACGAGUUAUGACUCCUCGCGCAGAUUAUGAUCCUGAACGGCUGCAAAUGGGAUCGCCAGAAGGUUACGAUGCUUUUCGAGAGCGUCUCAGCACUGUCGAGUUACAAUUAACACCACAAUCGGAGGCAAUGCUGGACGAAAUGAGAGAGACUGGUGUAGUUCAAGUCAACGCACAAAUGGUGUUUGGUGAUUCUGAUACAAUGGCCACGGAGUCAUCUUCAGAUGCGAACAACACUGCCGUGGAAGACGUUGCAUUUGUCGAGGAGGCUGAGAAAGAACCAGACGUGUUUGUUGAAAAGAAGAAGGCAUCUAGAAGGAAGUCAGUUAUGCUCGGUUCCGCUGCUCCUUUAAAAUCUCCCGCGAAGAUUGAACAAGCACGGGACGACGACAUCGUUGAAGUAUCCAGUGAACCGUCUACUUCUUCUUCUUCUUCUCGGAAGUCCCGUAGAUCCGUCCGAUUGAAUCCAGAUGCGAUAGAAAAGCCAGACGAGAAGGACGUUAUUUUGUAUGAGAAAGAAAAGGAACCGAAGAAGAAACGAGACCGGGAUGUUCCCGUUGAUGGUCCAGUCGAACCGAAUCCGAAAAGAAGUCGACGAAGAUCUGCCUAUAUCAAGCCGGACGAAGAGGUGACAGUCGACAUGGAUGUUGGAAAAGAAAAGAAGAACACCACGAUUGCCGCUUUUUUCUCUCCAAAACAUCCAAAGAAGACGGAGGAGAAGGUUUUGGAAGCUGAAAAAGAGCGAAAAUCCUCUCGAAGGUCUUCUGCAUAUUUUGGAACAGCGAGAGUUUCCAAGGAGAAGUUUGUUCAGGAGCUUGAUGAAGACGUGGAAAUCGUUGAAGAUCCCACGCCUUUAACGUCUUCUGUGAUUGCAAGAUUUUCCUCAUCUUCCUCCUCAUCGUCCGGUUCUACUCUGAAAAUCGAAGAAGACUCAUCUGCACCACCUCCAACUUCUCUGAAACUUGCAUCUAUUUUUGAGAAGCCUUCAGCUCAAAUAGCAAGAGUCGCUGAAGUUAAAGAUAACAAGAUAUCCACACCGACAUCCAGCCCAUCAAGUACAAAGUUCUUUUCAAUGUUCUCACCGAAACCAAAGCCAAAAGUUGUCUCUGAAUCAUCAUCGGACACCAUAACUGUUUCGGAUAGUCCUAUGGUCCAAAGAAAGCCAAAAUCGGCAGGUGUACAACGAAAGGAACACUGGGGUGAUAGGCAUCCUGAAAGCUACGAGUUCGUUCUGAAAAUGGCUCCAGAAUCGAGCAUUCUGGAAGAAGAAAUAAUCGAUGAAGACAUAUUCAAAUCAAGAAUUGUCGAAGAUGAUGUUUUAAGUGUUGGUUUAAAAGUUGAAUCAGACCUACGUGAAGUAGAACAAGAGCAAGCAGAUUUUCUGAUAGCUACACCGCCUGAGGAAAUAACUAUUGAGAAACUAAGCGUCCCUGAAAAGUGCUGUCCUUCUACAGUGUUCCCAUCCGAUAUGGAUCAUUUAGUAGAAGGAGCAGAAGAGAAAGAAUUGAUUUGCGGAUGGUUGAAAAGAUGGAAAAAACGAGUGAGAAAAGAAUGGGAACGAGAACUGGCGACUAAGAAACAGAAGCAGAAGCACGAAGGAAGACGAGGAAGAAAGAGAAAGGAUUCAGAAGAUUCAGGAGAUGAGUUUGAAUUGGAUGCAAGAGAUGAUGAUCUGGAGAAUCCUUUAGUGUUGAUUGGUCCAACCGGUGUAGGAAAGACUGCUUUGAUCCGAGCGCUCGCAAAACAAUCAAACAUGCGAAUAAUCUCAAUUGGUCCCGACGAAGAACGAUCCGGAGCGGAGAUCAAAAAGAAACUUCAAGAGGCGAUUCGAUCACAUCGUGUUGACCAACAGCCAGAUCGGAGAAUUUCAAUGUUUUACAAAACAGUCACUGAUUCUAGCUUUAACCCAAAAAAUUCAACGCCGAAAGAAUUUGUACAGAGUUUGGUAGUUUUCGAGCACGUCGAUGUCUUUUUCGAAAAACUCGAUCGUUAUGGGCCCAACGGGCUGCUGGAGAUUGUCAACGAUUCGUCUGUACCUGUGAUCUUCACUUGUGAAAAUGAUUGGCCGCGAAAAACUGCGCAAGUAGAGUUGAGACGCAGAUUUUUUGAAGUUCGAAUGGGAAGAAACGAGGUGAAGAUUCAAAAAUAUGUUCAGAAAUUAAUAUAUUCCUGCCGAAACGUCUUCUUGGAUGAUUCUACAAUCCAAAAACUAUCCACGUCUGUGAAUCACGAUCUUCAAUCACUGAUCCGUCAAGCUCAUCUCUUCUCGUUGGUCCCGACUCUACCAUUUCCUAUCACUUCUCGAUUUCUCACUUCAACUGGUUUUGAACAAGAUUGGGAAAGACCAAGAGAGGCAUUAUCAAAGAAAGAUGAACGACUGGAAGAAGCGAUAGAACAACAUGGAGACGUGCUUCCUGAUGGAAUCGUUAAAAUACAUCACCCAAAGAAAGAGAAACUCUGGGACGCGGAUGGCAGAAAAUUGGCUCGAAAACAGUCGGAAUGUUUGGAAAGUGUUCAAAAUGCGUUUGAGGCAUUGCAUGGAAGAUACUCUCGAAAAAGUUUAGUACAAGAUGUGCUUCCGCUACUUGUUCCAAUUGAUCGGGUCGAGCGUCAGAAGCGAGCAGUAUCCAGAAGACAUCUGCAUCGUUUCAAGGUACUUUCGGAUGUUCCGAUCGACGGAGAUGCGUUGAUUGAAGUCGUCGGUGGUUGGAGCAUCAGUGGUCGUCAUUAA
Caenorhabditis briggsae is the source of this 3327-nucleotide messenger RNA. The transcript has 9 exons. The coding region runs from base 1 to 3327 and encodes 1108 amino acids. Gene Ontology annotation, molecular function: ATP binding; ATP hydrolysis activity; DNA binding. Gene Ontology annotation, cellular component: nucleus. NCBI's taxonomy places the organism in Eukaryota, Metazoa, Nematoda, Chromadorea, Rhabditida, Rhabditidae. The record is from RefSeq and is a predicted model, not a curated record.